Suillus paluster is the source of this 1663-nucleotide messenger RNA. Its product is annotated as Las1-like-domain-containing protein. Gene Ontology annotation, molecular function: endonuclease activity. Lineage: Eukaryota; Fungi; Basidiomycota; Agaricomycetes; Boletales; Suillaceae. The coding region runs from base 109 to 1557 and encodes 482 amino acids. The record is from RefSeq and is a predicted model, not a curated record. The transcript has 6 exons. Gene Ontology annotation, biological process: maturation of 5.8S rRNA; maturation of LSU-rRNA. Gene Ontology annotation, cellular component: preribosome, large subunit precursor; Las1 complex.
UGUUCCUUUAGGAAAUUUGAUCAUUGCACCGCCACUUCAGCUCUUCGGUUUGCAGCUGCGGACAGACAAAUCGUCCACAAUUAUCUGACAUUCGGGUCGGCACUGCAAAUGAGACUGCCCCGACGUGUGCCAUGGGUAAAUAUCAGCGAGCUUGAUCAGCUCUGUUCGUGGAUCUUCAUGGACGAAGGCGAUCUUGAGGCGAAACAGGUUGCAAUUAACAGACUAUCAGCAUGGAGAGCUGUAACUACAUUGCCUCACGCGCUGGAGUCUACUCUAUCGAUCUUAACCGCCCGGUUGAUCGAUUCUUCCGAAACCCCACAGCAUUCCUCCCGAUUGAGUAUAAGGCAGAACUAUGCCACUGCAAUCAUCCGGAUGGUAAAUGGUCUCGUCGAUCCUUUACAGGCGGGUGCAUAUGCGAGAUCUAUAGCAUCUAUCGCCGCCCAGCUAGGGUUACCUUCUUGGUUAGUGGAAUUGAGGCAUGCAGCCACGCACGAAGACCUUCCCAGCCUUGAAGUGCUCAGGGAAGCAGCACGGGAGUCACUGACAUGGCUGUUGCACAACUACUUUCUUCCCACUAUAAACCCUUCAGCUCCUAGAGUGCGCACGGCGACCCCUUUGCGACUAGUUGCCCCACUUUUAAAACAAUACAAGACACUGCUGAAACUUGUUACGCGUGACGCUUCCCUCCGCAAACAAUAUCAGCCAGACAUUGAUGCACUCAUGCGAGAUGUUGAGCGGUGGCUUGCAGAAGCUAAACUAGCUGCAGAUUUUGCGGCCGAUGCAUACGGGUGGGAUACCAUCGACGGUAAUGAUAUCGAACAAGAGGAUGCUAGAGAGAAGUGGGCUCUGGAAAGACUUUGCGAUGCCUUGGUUGAGAAGGGAGGAGAAACCUUCCGUCUGACGAAUUUGUGCCUCCUCACUCGUUCACUUGCGUUAUGGAUUCCGUUGUUGGCCCACGUACAAACAUAUCAUCCUACCUUCCCAUCUAUUCUGACGACCCGGAUUGUGGAAAUCCUUCUUUACGAGCAGCCAAGUACAGGAUUUGACAUGGAUGUCGUUUCGUUCGAGACAGAAGACUCACAAAAUGGCCCUUCGUAUCAUUUGGCUCUCGCGAAAUGGGCCGCGUGGGUUAUUAAUGCAUAUGACAACGGUCAGGAAAAUGGGGAGUUGAGUCUCAGGAAGAAUGUGAUUGUUCUAAUCGCUUCUACCCUUGCUCCUGGUAAGACAGAAGGGGUAAAGAAGACUGAAGUGUUGGCCACUCUCCUCGAGGCGGUGAGCUCGGGUUUUACGGAAUUGCAGAAAGCAUCCGAUAUGCUCCUUUCUGUCACGUGUCCUUUGAGACCGCAGCAAUGGGAUGCGGGUGAUCUGACAGUGAUGAAUGAACGGCUUCAAUCCCUAAUAUCGCUUGAUGAUGAGUCUCAAGAACACAUGACUUCAGCGUCCACUACAUCAUUGCCGGCGCAAGGUCCAGAAACAAGCGGGUGGAAAUUGUUGGACCAUCAAAGCAGCUGGAAGUCGUGUCCUAUAGGCGUUUACUGUCCAACCGUCCUGCAUUGAUAGUGUAGAUAAUCUCUGCAUAGCUAUCUCUUCUUACUUUCUGUCACAUUGGUCACAGUCACGCGCAGCUUGCUGCGUAUUAUUAACUCAGUUUCCCCGAUCGGUC